ACCCGCCCAACUUAAGCACUGCUGGCCAUCAUCACCAUCAAGCCCCUGAUUUCCAGUUGAAGAAACCCUUUCCUCUGCAUUUGUGUGAAGGCAGCCAUUUUAAGAGAAAGAAACAGACACACGUGCACAAUGACACGCUCACAAAGGCGGGUGGGGCUUGUCGUCGUGGUGGUGGUGGUUGGUGGCUUGUGCCAGGCUGACGGGGGAGGCACUUUGGUGUUUGCUAAACCAAACCCCCCAGCCACCACAGAGGGGGGUAAAAAAAAAGCCCUCUGAGAUCGGCCAUUUCUUUGGCUUGCCCGGCCACUGCUCAUUCACCAUUCACAGAAAAUUCAGAAACUUACAAGUGUGGUGGACAUUCUUUGUGGGUUUUUUUUAUUUGUUUUGUCUCUGCUGCUGUGAUCAUUGAUGUAGAUUUUAUUUUUCUAAGUACUCCCCACACCUUAUCUAGUUCAUAUUAUUUCUGGCCAUACAUAGCCUGCAGUGGAGGAGGUAGAAAAGUUGUCUGGUCUGCCAUGACAACAGAGGCCUCCAGCUGAUUGUAUAGCAUUUAAUUUUAGAACGCUUUUUUUGUGACGUCUUGCGGUGGGGUGGGGUGUUAAUGAAUAUUAACACAUACACGAAUAGAUAAUCACAUUCGAUUUACCAGUAAAUAAAGCACAGAUCACAUUUUUAUUUUGAGAGAUCUUAAAAUUUAGUUGACAUUUGGAUAAAAUAUUAAUAGCCGCAUAAAUAAGGAUAAUAAUAUGUAAUAUAGUACUAUAUGUAAAUAUGUAGUACUGAAUUUGUGAUAUUCGGAUUAAACCACAGUAAUAACCUGCCUAUAAAAAAUAUUAACCGUACAAUUAUAUACCCCGAGGAAUUAAAAUCCACACAGCAUCAAUUAAAAAAAACUUAAUUCUCGAAUAACGGUAAACAAAAAAUAAUAAUCCAAAAAACCACAAUCAAUGGCGAGUUAAAACUCAGCAAAAAAAAUAGUUUUUUUUACUAAAACAGCAAAACAAAAAAAUAUAUCUAAAACACUACACGCUAUUUGUAAAGAAUUAGACAGCCCGUGUCUCUGGGAUCCUUGUGUGGGUGAGUGAGGAGAGAGACCACCACCACGUUCGGGGGGGAACAAAGCCCCCGCGGCGGAGAGGAAGUGGCAGUGGCAGCAGCGGCGGCGGCAGCGGCAGCAGCAGCAGCAGAAGAAGCCACCCAGGACACGAGGCACCCACCACCACCGCCUCCUCCUCCUCCUCGUCCACCACCAUCACCACCACCACCACCAAACUCACUGUCGCCACCCAGACUGGGAGCCGGACCCCAGAGGCAAACGCAGCCGUCUCUCGUCCUCUCCUCGAGACCUUUCACCAUUCCACCCCCCCCCCCAAGCUUUAUAAUAUUAUAAAAGAAACCGGGACCGGUGGGACGGAACUGCUCGGGGGGGGGGGAGGAGAAAAAAAAACACUCUUCAGGUGAUAAGAGCUAUCUGAGAUGGCGGAUGUGGAUGGAGAAGAAACAUUACAAACCCAGGAUGGACUAAAGAGGAAGCUGGAGGAGGAGGAUGGAGAGAUCACCACAGACAUUAAGCACCCUAAGCUAGACCUGCCUGUCGAAGGAGAAACUGACCCAGGUCAGGCCCAAGAAAAUGGCAUGGAUGAAGACUUUGCUGAUUCUGAGCCUGACGGUGAUCUACCAACCGAGUGUGAUGUGCAGCCGGAGACUGUUGCACAUCCCGAGGAUCCUUUAGAGCCUGGGAGUGUGCCACAGCAGGAGAAUAAUGUGCUGCCCUGCAAAGAAUCUUCACCUGAGGAAGAAUUACAAGCCAAAGAUGUCGUUCUGCCCCAAAAUGCUUUGUCCCCCCAAAUUCCAUUGUCCCCCCAAAUUGCAUUUUCCCCCCAAAUUGCAUUGUCCCCCCAAAUUCCAUUGUCCCCUCAGAGUGCAUUGCCCCCCCAGAGUGCAUUGCCACCCCAAAAUGAUUUGCAAGACGAAGAGGAAAAAAUGCAGACUAAUGAUGCAUUGGAGACCCAGGAUGAGUGCCGGACCAAGGAUGCUGUGCAACUUGAGGAUGGUGUGCAAGUGACGGAGGAGAGUGUGAAAGAACAACUACAAGAGAGUGAGGAAUUGGUGAAAGUAAAAGCAGAGCCAAUGGCGGAUGGUUAUGACCAGAAUACGGAAGAAAAGGAUGCAAGCUCCCCUCGUCCUGCAGUGAAAAAGGACAAAGAAAACAUGUGUGAUGAGCCUGUGGACAUGAGCACCAACAAAAGUGAUGCAAAGAAGGAAAAGCGAGGACCAUCACCAGAUGUCAUUGUGCUCUCCGACAACGAGUCUUCUAGUCCCACAGCCAAUGGUUACUGCAAGGACGAGGAGAUUGGCAGCGACUUCAUCAAAUCAAGCACACCAGAAGAACGGGAGAAGAUGAUCAAGCGGCUGAAGGAUGAACUCCGGCUGGAAGAGGCCAAAUUGGUGCUGUUGAAAAAACUUCGGCAGAGCCAGAUGCAAAAGGAGAACGUUACGCAGAAGCCCUCUGCACCGCACGGCACAGGCUCUGCGUCGGCACCGCCACCUCUUGUACGGGGCAGUCAGCAGCAGCAGCUUCCGGGCACCCGGCUCCCAGCUCAGCAGCAAAUGACGAUGCCAAGAAACCAGGGGUCAGUGGUUCCCCCUCCCCUGGUGCGAGGUGGGCAGCAGGGCCCCCCCAAGUUUUCACACCAUCAGUCAUCGCAAGUCGUCAUGCCCCCACUCGUCCGAGGCCCGCAGAUGCAUGGUUCGAGACCUGGUACUGCUCCCCCGCCACUCAUGAUGGCUCCCAGAGUGACGACACCAUCUCAGAUGCAGGGCUCCCGGGGCCUCUCCUCCAGCGGGCUUGUCCGUGUCACUACUGUGACGCCGCCAACCUCCGGGGUUGUCAACUACACACAGAGCAUGGUGCGUGGAUCGGGCGGAGCCAGCUCUUCUCCCACGCCGGCACGCAGCGAGUCGCCCGCCAGCCGCCAGGCGGCAGCAAAGCUGGCGCUGCGCAAGCAGCUGGAGAAGACGCUGCUGGAAAUCCCACCACCCAAGCCUCCCCCACCAGAGCUCAACUUCCUACCCAGUGCUGCCAACAGCGAGUUUGUCUACCUGAUUGGGCUGGAGGAGGUGGUGCAGAGCCUGCUGGAGACGCAAGGCAAAGCGGCACCGCAGCCCAUGGGCCGGGAGCCGUUCAAGUGCCUGCAAUGCCAAACAGACUUCACUGCGCGCUGGCGGCAUGAGAAAGGAGGCACUGUCAUCUGCGAACAGUGCCUCUCCUCUAACCAGAAGAAGGCACUUAAGGCUGAGCACACAAACCGCCUCAAGAUGGCCUUCGUCAAGGCCCUCCAGCAAGAGCAGGAGAUUGAGCAGCAGAUCCAGCAGCAAACGGUCUCCACUCCAACACAAAAUGCCAAAUCUCACAUGCAGCAGCUCCCACUUAAACAGCAGCAGUCCACACGGCCAAGCCAAUCAAUGGUCCAGCGAGGCCACCAGCCUCCACACCGGGGGGUGCUGCACAGCUUCCCACAGCCACCUCAGAUGCAGGCGUCCAGCAAGCUGCUCGGGCUGCAAGGUAAGGCCCAAGUCAGGCCUCAAGCCAGGCCCCAAGGGGGCGCAGGCAGAGCUCGAAGGCACGCCGUCGCAUCCCACUCAGCCGGGGUGAACAUGGCGUACGUCACUCCGAACCUGUCGGGCCAACACAAGCCCUCAACGUCGACGGCUGCAUCACCGGCUGAGCGCCAGCGCGAAUACCUCCUCGACAUGCUACCCUCGCGCUCCAUCUCUCACCCGACAGUGCACCGCCCUGUGAUGGGCUCACGCACGCCCUCCCAGCUGUCGCACGGUGCACGCGCGCCCAUGCAGCAUGGCGGGGCGUCGCGCGCCACUGCGCACCCACAGCAGCAUGGCUCACGGGUCAUGGGCCACCACUCGCAGGCCACAGCGCGUGCCGUGCCAGGCACAGGAUCGUCACCGUCUGGACGGUCCAUGCAGCAGCCAUCGGCCAAUCGCGCCGUCAACCAGACCACGGCACACGGGCGCUCCCUUGCACAGGGCAAUGCAGCACGUUCCGUCACGCAGCCUGCCGGUUCCUGGAAGUAGACCGUUUUGUUUUUUGUCUGCUGCUGUUGCUGCUUGUGGAACCAUUGCCACCUUCACAGCGCUGCAAACUCGGAACGAUCCAUCCCAGUGCACACGGCCAUCCAUAGCUAACGAAAGUAUGGUCUGUGAAUGGCUUGUACGAGUGUACCUGUUGUCACAACAGUUUAUUCACAUCCUACGCCAUUGCUAUGUUUGCCUGGGAUCACCUUCGGUUGCGCCGUGUGAAUUGGAAGGUAUUUUGUAAAGUGGGAAAUGAAAUAAAGUUUGUGAAGCAUUUGGUAACAUUGGCAUAUGCAUAAUUCCUUUCAGCCGUUUUCUGCAGGAGCUCAUUUAAACAUGGAGAUUUUUGUUCAUUAUUUUGCUCGUAAAUCUCCCCAAGCUUUAAUUAGGUCAUAAAUGCAAACAAAAAUCGCAUUUGCCACUUCCACCGCAUAGUGCUGAAGAAUUGUGCAGCUUUGUAAUGUCUUCUUGCUGGCCCAAUGGAGAUUAUUGCACAGUCGUACUGCAUUUAAAAUCAUCUUCAUUCCUCCCAUUGCUCACACUUUGCUGAAACAGUUAACUUGACAUACAGCUGGCUGUUGGGAAUUUGUGCAACUGUGCUGAAAUUGUGAAUUUUACUGUAAACCAUAACGGCACAUUUAUCCUGGCUCUAUAUUACAUUUAAGUGCACAUAUUUCUGUGAAAAUAAAUGUGGCCUUCCCAGUUGUAAUUUUUAUAUUGAGAAAGCUGCACGGUUUCAUUCCCUUAUGUUUUAGAAAAUUAAUUUUGACAAGGUUUGAGUUGCUUGUUUUUAGUGUAAUCCUUUUGGCCAUUUGAGGAAAAGUUGCUGUCGUGUGUGUAAAUAGUCUGGCGUCGAUUAACAAGUUUGCAACUGGGAUUCGUUUUGAUGGUCAUGUCAAUUGACCUACAUUGAUGAACGUGCGACCAACAUUAAAUGCACCCAUAGCCACAAUGUAGACUUUAAAACAGCACCAAUGCCCAAUAUCCCACAGCUCACCUGGCUUACUAUUUGCAUACACAUCACAAGCUGUUAAAUAGCGUUUGUAAUGAAUAUAGUUUGUUAACUUUUUUUUUAAAUCCACAGUUGCAAUUUUUAGUAUUUGCGCACAAGCAUUAGCUGACCAAAUACAGUGAUUUCUGACUAACCACAUCGCUUGCAUUCCCAUCAUUUAGCGAAGCCAAUAGUGUUUGAACAGUGGUAAGUCAAAGUAGCCUUUCCGUGGAAUUUCCAUGGGUUAUACUAACAGGGUGUAAGGUAUAAUAUUCUCGAGGGGCUUAUUCGCCCUCCCACCCCUUCCAAAGUAUGCAACUUUUAAAGGCGGAUUCAACAUCUUUAAGCUAACUACGCGAACUCCCCUUUAUAACGAUAAUACAUGUUUAUGCAGCAGAAGCAUCGAUCUUUGGUGCGAGUCUGCCCUCUACUGUUAAAUAGGUGGAAUAAGAAUUUGUGUGCGCGUUACGUGUAAAUGUUAUCCUUGACUUGCCAUGCCAGUCGCGCACGUUUGAGAUUUUUUGCUGACUUUGUAAAGGUAAACAAACAUUGUUCACUGGACACUGCACUUGUUAACAUUUUUUUGUAAAAAAAAAGAGUUGCAUCUGGCUAGGCUUUGGGUUGUUGUAGAUGUAUUUUUUUCCUUUUGGGAAAAGAGUAUAAACACAAAUAUAUGUAUACGUUGAUAUGCAUUUAUACACGUUGAAGCAUAAAGGCUUACUUCAGGUGAUCACUUUGAUAAAAUGCAGGUUAAGUGUAACUCGCGAUUGCUACAAUGAUAAUAUAAUGCUUGUCGAGUAGCGUUUCUCUCCAACCCACGGGUGAAAAAGUCAACAUGAACAUUGUAAUCUCAAGGACUUAGUUAAAAGCCAUCUGAAGAGCAUACUCGCCGGUUUGCUGAAAUGUAUUGACCCUGAUUAAUGCUGGGAAGAAUGCGGACGAGUGCAGCCUUUGACGCGAUUUCUGCACGCGAACAACUGAACACCCCCCCUCCCACUUCCAAAACCAUUGCCGCCCGCUGCUCUGUAUAUACAGGUAUUUAUAAGACGGUUUGCAUACCAGCAAGGAUGUUGAGGUGUUUUGGCAGUGCGCCGUUUUAGUGGACUUCAAGUGUGUACUUGUGAGUGAGCGGGAUGAAUCUGCAUAUGCAGUGCUUGUGAACCUUCGUGACUGGUUGACAUUAGACCUCUCCCUUGAGGUGCCGACUACGUUUUGCCAACGCAUCGAAACCACACGCGGUGUUCCAGUGCACGUGUUCCUGUUAGACCGAUUAGUGAACAUGUACUUUGGAACACGAGUUAACUGUAGGAGAUUUUCUUUUUUUGUAACAUUGGCUGCGACGUGGGUCAAUUACUGGUCGUGUAGGCUACUGUAUGGUUGGUUAUCUUCUUUUGUAAUCUGAGAAUGUGCACGGUAAUAUAUACGUUCUUCCCCUUCUCAUAUAGCUUUAAGUUGUGUGCAUUGUUUAAUUUCUGUACGCUGUCAACUUGGCGCUCUGUCACGUUUUCAUAUGGCGUGAAUGAGAGCAGGCCAUGCUAGCUUUAGCUUACUGUCGGGUACUAUUUUGUUGUAGCCAGUCGGAAAAUUGUCGUUGCUGUUUUGUAAAUCGAAUGCACGAAAAUAAUCUGAAUGGGGUUCAGUUUUGCAGCGUUUUUUUUUUUCAAAAUAUCGCUCUUCCGCAAUACCCUCACCCACCUCUUCCCCCUCCACCCUCUUUUUUUCUCGAUUUUCCUGAAACAGCGACAGGGUCUUGCAAGGAGAAAUAAGUGUAAAUGUGUUUUUUUGUUGUACCUAUACAUAUGUAAUUUUCUUUAAAGUUUUUUGUUCAUGGACAACGCAGACAAACUUUGAUAUACAUGGUCUCCACGGUAAAUAAAACUUGAACGAUUUCCCGUUAAUAUUGAGAUAGCUGUCGCUAAAGAGAAAUAAAAAAAAGACAAUUUGUUGGGUGUUUUGUGUGUAACGUAUGUAUAGCAGCGAUUGUUAUUUCUCAAUGCAGAGAAGAUUAUGCGAGCUUUGUCUUACUGAAGGAUGUAACUUUUGUACAAUAAAGGAGUAGGUUAAUAUGUUUGAACUUUGCACAAGUGUGGAAGUUCUAUUUUUUAUAAGGCCCUCCCUUAGCGUAUACAAGUGCAGGACGUAUAGCAUUGCUCAAAUCUGUUCCGUCAUCUUUUGCUCUGUAAUUGCAUUCCCUCAUGCACGGCUGGAAAAAAAAGGACGUGUUAUUAAAAGUGCGUUGUAAUAAACUUGUAAAAAAAGA
Petromyzon marinus (sea lamprey) is the source of this 7343-nucleotide messenger RNA. RefSeq names its product transcriptional repressor p66-alpha-like. Gene Ontology annotation, molecular function: sequence-specific DNA binding. Lineage: Eukaryota; Metazoa; Chordata; Hyperoartia; Petromyzontiformes; Petromyzontidae. The record is from RefSeq and is a predicted model, not a curated record. Gene Ontology annotation, cellular component: NuRD complex. Gene Ontology annotation, biological process: negative regulation of transcription by RNA polymerase II.